UCUUGCUAAAUCUUCAGAGGGUUCCUCUCUCUCUCUAAAUUCAAAAGCUCUGAUAUCCCCCUUCUCUCUCUCCCAAUGCAGAAAAGUCAACAUCAAGAAAUCCCAUGGCAGCCCCUGAGUUGCUCUAGAUCCAACUUCACGAAGAUUUUUUGGCAAAUCAAAUUUAUGGGUUUUUUGAUUUUUGGAAAACCCAUCUGUUAAUUUUUCGUUACGUUGUUGUCAUUUGCCCCAUUUCACCUAUCUGUCGAUGUAAAAGUUUGAGCUUUGAGCAUAGGGAGGUUCCAGGUUUUCGCUUUUGCCUCAUUUUCAGCCCAUUCUUUCUCUCGUUUUAAGAUUUGCGCUGAGAAAAUAUGUGGGUGCUUGAUAUUUUAAGACAUUAACCUCUCUCUUAAUUUCCUUUCUCUUGUACUUAUGCCCCAUUUUGCAUGCACAUUUUCUCUCUCUCUUUCUCUGACUUUUGGUUGCAAGUUCCCUCCAAAUCCCCAGCAUUCCUUUCCGUUCUCCUCUUUUUUGAGGGGUUUCUUCCCUCUUCCCCUCUCUUAUUCAUGGGAUUUUGAUUGCUUUUGAACAAACCCAGUUCUUAUUUUUGUCCAUUUUUUGUUGUUUUUGCUCAAUUUUUAGCUAUUACCUCUUCCCCCUCUUUCUCAUCAAAAAUGGUUUUUUGGGAGGGGUAUUUGAGUGAUGAGGCAAUGGGCACUUUUGCGCCCAUAGUGGUUUACUGGUUGUAUGCGGGAAUGUAUCAAAUUUUGCCUCCUUUGGAUCGCUAUCGCAUGCAUACGAGGAAAGAGGAAGAACAAAAGAAUUUGGUUCCCAUUUCUUUGGUUAUAAAGGGGGUUCUUCUUCAGCAGCUAGUUCAGGCCACUGUUGCUCAGGCACUUUUUUGGAUGACAUCAAGAGCAGGGUUAACAGGUGUGACAGUGCAAGCAUCCCUCGCAGUCCAAGCCCUUCAAAUUUUGAUCGCUAUGUUCGUCAUGGACACAUGGCAGUAUUUUGUGCACCGCUAUAUGCAUCAAAAUAAAUUCCUAUACCGCCACAUCCAUUCUCAACACCACAGACUGGUAGUGCCCUAUGCUAUAGGGGCUCUCUACAACCACCCUCUUGAGGGCCUCUUGCUUGAUACUUUUGGUGGAGCCCUUUCAUACCUUGUCUCAGGGAUGACGGAGAGGACUGCCGUUGUGUUCUUUUGUUUUGCAGUGGUAAAAACUGUUGAUGACCAUUGUGGCCUUUGGCUUCCUGGCAAUAUAUUUCACCUUGUUUUCCAAAACAACACGGCUUACCAUGACAUCCACCACCAACUCCAAGGCACCAAGUAUAACUAUUCACAACCAUUCUUUGCAAUUUGGGAUAAGCUACUUGGGACCCAUAUGCCAUAUAGUUUAGUUAAGCGCCCUGAAGGUGGAUUCGAGGCAAGGCCUGUAAAGGAUUAGUUUUCCUUUAGACAAGAAAAUCACGAUUUUUUUCUUUUUCAGUGUGCGAGAUAUAUUAAUGCGUAUAAAUGGUGGGUUGGGGAGAAGGGAUGAUGAAGAAGAGGCUUGGAACGUGGUUGUAUAUAUGGCCUAUUUGAAUCUUGGGUUUGCCUUGUGUAGAAGAGAGUGGGGCAUGGGGUGGUUUUUCGGGAUAGCUUUGUAAUGUGAUGGUUCCUGUCAUUGUUGGAUUGGUAAUCAAUUGUCUCUGUUCCGAAAAGAAGGGAUGCGAUGUUUUUGUGUGGGUUUUACUUUUUAACGAAUCCUUAUACAUAUUUGUUGGAUGGCCUGUAGAAUUUUAGUGCAGGUCAUGAGUGUGUUGUAUUGUGCUUGGGUGUUGUUUUCUUUAACACCACUUUUUGUGUAGGUAGGAAGAUCAAGAACACGGAGUAUCUUUAGAUUUAUAUUACAUUGUGAUCAUUGUGUUCUUAUCAUUCCAUCAAAGAAGAUUAUGAGGUUGAUUUUUC
Amborella trichopoda is the source of this 1930-nucleotide messenger RNA. RefSeq names its product very-long-chain aldehyde decarbonylase GL1-9. NCBI's taxonomy places the organism in Eukaryota, Viridiplantae, Streptophyta, Magnoliopsida, Amborellales, Amborellaceae. The record is from RefSeq and is a predicted model, not a curated record. Gene Ontology annotation, biological process: lipid biosynthetic process. Gene Ontology annotation, molecular function: iron ion binding; oxidoreductase activity.